GGGGCGAGCCGCCGGGGCGCGGGACUCCGCGGGGGAGGCAGCGGCGGCCCCACCAUGCCGCGGGUUGUCCCCGACCAGAGGAGCAAGUUCGAGAACGAGGAAUUCUUCAGGAAGCUGAGCCGCGAGUGCGAGAUUAAAUACACCGGCUUCAGGGACAGACCCCACGAGGAGCGGCAGGCCCGGUUCCAGAACGCCUGCAGGGACGGCCGCUCCGAGAUCGCUUUUGUGGCCACAGGAACCAAUCUGUCUCUCCAGUUUUUUCCGGCCAGCUGGCAGGGGGAGCAGCGACAGACACCAACCCGGGAAUAUGUCGACUUUGAAAGAGAGGCAGGCAAGGUGUACUUAAAGGCACCUAUGAUUUUGAAUGGUGUCUGUGUUAUCUGGAAAGGCUGGAUAGAUCUGCAGAGACUGGAUGGUAUGGGCUGCCUGGAAUUUGAUGAAGAGAGAGCACAGCAGGAGGAUGCAUUGGCACAGCAAGCCUUUGAAGAAGCUCGGAGAAGAACUCGUGAAUUCGAGGACAGAGACAGGUCUCAUCGGGAGGAAAUGGAGGUGAGGGUUUCACAGCUGCUGUCAGUAACUGGCAAGAAGACAACAAGACCCUAGUCCUGGAUCUAACCUAGGAAGUGGCGAUGACCUCAAACUGCGUUAAUCAACAGCAGCAGCAGACAUGCCAUGGGUCUGCGCAUAUGCAUUGCUUAUACUUGGCAAAAGAUUAAAUAAAAGACCAGAAACUGUGAUAACUGGGUUACUAUGGUCUAUUUCCUGACCUGCGGCAGUCACAACCAGCAUGAACUGCCUUGGUUUGCACUAUGUUUGUUACAAUAUCUGCAUUUCCUAUUGUAAGCAUGUAACCAGUGGCAAUUUGAGAUUGUUUUUCUAUGCAAGCUUAUUUUUGUUGGCACUAUUUUAGUGAAAUGAAAACUUAAGCAGCUAUAAACCAUUUUUCUCAACUGUAAUAAAAAAAAUUGUCACUUAAAAAUAGGUCAAGACAUUGCAGAUUACAAUUUUUUUUGUUUUUGGUAAAUUGCUGGAAGCCAAGGCUUGCCAAGCUUAAUUUUUUUUAUAUGGGCUUUUGGAAGUUUUGGUUGUCAUUAUUGUGCUCCUGCUCUAUUUUAGAUAUGCAUUCUUGUCUUUUUUGCAAUUUUCUUCUUUAUCUUCAACAUUUGCAAGACAUUUUAAAGACUGCUGACAUUUUUUGCAUUAUUUACAAGCUAAACCCAGUAGCACAGAGCUGUCAAUCAACUUUCUAACAUGCAUGUAUGUUUGUUAAAGUUGCAAUAUCCUUUUAACUGCUAGCAAUUCAUUGGUUCCAUUUUUUUUAAAUAAAAUGUUUUACAAAUAUUUUUGAUGUCAGUGCAUUCUGCCCCAGGAUCUAACCUAGUUUCUAUUCUGUACUAAAUGAGUUUGGGUGGUUAAUAUAGCCCUGUAUAUAGUACCUACUGAGACUCCUAGGAAGUUGCAGGCUGGCUUCUGUUUUAUUCAGGGAUUUUUUUAAAUAGUUUUGGAAAGGGAUAUUGCAACUUCACAAUUGGAUUUGACAGCAUGUUAAACUGGGGACAAAGGUGAUCAGCUGCAAUGGUGAUAUUGUAUUAAAAAUCAUGUUUAAGAUACCUGCUUUAAGUGUAUUUUAUAUCUUAUGCUUUUUGUAAAUUUAUGCUGAAUGAUGAAAGGAGAGGUUUGGGAUUGUGUGUGGAAUCUCUCAUACUGCCCAUGGGACACUUUCUUUUAUUAAAUUGUCUACAUAUAAAACUAAUUUACAUUAUAUAUGGCAUUUUCCAACAGGGUAAGAUUUGGGAUGGAUUCAUUUGUGUGAAUAAUUUUUGUAAACAGGCUUAUUUCCAAUUUUCCAUCAACAUCCAUUACUUUAAAGAAACAACUGGAAACAGCAGUGUCAUUUGGCAGUGUUUGAAGCUGAUGCUUUCUGUAUAGCUUAAUUAAUUUUUUGUCAUUUGAAAUCUUUAAUAUUAAAAUGCUGAAGCUAGACCACUUAUUUUAAAGAAAAAUUAUGGUUUCAUGAUUAAUUUUGAAAAUGAACUGAAAUUGUGUAUGAUUAGGAUCACUAAAUAUUUAUUUUUGUAUGGUACCCUUACUGAUGGCAAGGUCUUGCAAAACUAUGGACAAAUAAUGGAAAUGUGAACAGGACUCCUUGUAUGUUAAUACCAUGAAUAUUUAACAGUUCGCUAAAACAGUUAUCUGUAUCCGCUGUGACAACAUCAUAAAAUGGAAAUACUUUGAUAUUGAUACAUAAAUUUAAGUUUGGCUAAUCUGA
Gopherus evgoodei (Goodes thornscrub tortoise) is the source of this 2269-nucleotide messenger RNA. It is a transcript of the gene CBFB, whose product is annotated as core-binding factor subunit beta. The coding region runs from base 55 to 603 and encodes 182 amino acids. The transcript has 6 exons. NCBI's taxonomy places the organism in Eukaryota, Metazoa, Chordata, Testudines, Testudinidae. Gene Ontology annotation, cellular component: nucleus; core-binding factor complex. The record is from RefSeq and is a predicted model, not a curated record. Gene Ontology annotation, biological process: regulation of transcription by RNA polymerase II. Gene Ontology annotation, molecular function: sequence-specific DNA binding; transcription coactivator activity.